AUGCUCUCAUCAUUACUUGGAUCCUUCCAACCAAGUACAUCUGAUGAUGGGUGGAAAUGUGGUAUCACCGCUGAUGGGGUUUUCCAGGUAGCUGCCCUCAGGUAUGAAAUUGACAAUCUAGACAAUCCGGUUAUGGCGGAUCGUAUGGAAUGGAGUCGUGAGGUACCCAUCAAGGUUAUAGGUUUUAUUUGGAGAGCAAUUCAGAAUCGAGUGCCAACAUUAUGUGCACUUAAGCAGAGAGGUGUAGACACGGGUUCCAUUAUGUAUAGUUAUUGUAUGACGGUGGAGGAGGAAUCUGAUCACGUUUUGCUCUCGUGCCCAUUUGCAAAAAUCGUGUGGGAAUGGAUUCUUAGUGGUGUGGCAUUCAUAUGCCCCAGAUCUCGACAAUUGGAGAGAUGA
Lactuca sativa (garden lettuce) is the source of this 399-nucleotide messenger RNA. RefSeq lists its product as uncharacterized. Lineage: Eukaryota; Viridiplantae; Streptophyta; Magnoliopsida; Asterales; Asteraceae. The record is from RefSeq and is a predicted model, not a curated record.